AUGAACAGAGCAGACUACAUCGUCAAGGUAGAAACCUUUCUUUCACAAAAUAACUUUCAGGAGCUCAAUAAUAACCCGUUGAAUACCUUCAUUAAAAAAGCCAAAGAACAUCUACGUAUUUGUGAAGAAUUCCUCACAGAACACAACAAACUGCACAUUUUACCCAGUAAUCCAGCAAUACCCAGGCUGUACGGAUUGCCAAAGAUUCACAAAUUGGAUAUUCCAAUAAGACCAGUGGUGUCAUUUUGCAAUACCCCAGUACAUGAUCUCUCCACUUUUUUGAACUCCUUUAUAAAAUCAAUCACCGAUUACAAGCCUAAAUAUUCAGUACUCAAUUCCAUGGACUUGACACAUAAAUUACGGGACCUCGAGAUGAAGGAUACCUAUAUCAUGUUAUCAUUUGAUGUUUGCAACCUCUUCACGUCAGUACCUAGAGGGGAAUGCAUUCCCCUAGUUUCUGAGUUGCUCCGUGAGCAUGACGUUCCUGACUCCAAGCUCGCCGACAUCCUUACUCUGUUGAAGCUCGCGUUAUCCCAGGAUUUCUUCGUUUUCAACAAUGUUGUGUGCAGACAAAUUGAUGGAUUGGCCAUGGGUUCCCCUCUGUCUUCCUUCCUGGCUGACCGUUUUCUCGAGAAGCUUGAGGCCUACAUAACGAUAAGGUGGAGAAUAAUAGUGCGCUGGUACAGAUACGUGGAUGAUAUAUUCGUCAUCCUAGACGGCGUUCCUGAUGAUGCCCACGCUUUGUUGGACUUCAUCAAUACAUUGCACCCGAGGAUAAAAUUCACUCUCGAGUUGGAAGUCAACAGAUCCAUAAACUUUCUCGAUCUCACUAUCUCCAGAUCCGAAGAGAGCUCCUUGACUUUCGAGAUAUAUAGAAAAAAGACACAAACGGAUCACAUAAUACCAGCACAAUCGUGCCACCCCAGAAGCCAUAAGAUGGCAGCCUUGCGUUGCUACGUUCAUAGAGCCCUCAACUUCCCUUUAUCCCAAGCUAACAGAGAGAAAGAACUCAAUAUAAUUAAACAAAUCGCAUUGAACAAUGGUUAUGACCCAGAGGUAGUUGAUAUGAUCAAAAAUAACGUAAUAAAUAAGCAGAGAAGAGCUUUAGCAUACAGUUCAGAUGUUAUGGACAACUUGAAAUACUGCUCUCUACCAUACAUGGGCCACCUGUCAGAGGCAAUUUCUCACGUCCUCGAGCGUUCUGUUGACGGGUAUAAGAUCUCCUAUUCUGGUGUGCGUUCGCUGGGCUCCUUAUUAGUGAACUCAAAGGAUAAUGUCAAGAAACUGGACCGAAGUGGCGUAUAUAAACUUAAGUGUGGUGAUUGUGACACACCGUAUGUGGGCCAGACUAGGAGGAAGCUAUCCACUAGAAUAAAGGAACAUCUGAGUAGACCCCAACUAUUGUAA
This is a messenger RNA of Coccinella septempunctata (seven-spotted ladybird), 1407 nucleotides long. RefSeq lists its product as uncharacterized. The record is from RefSeq and is a predicted model, not a curated record. NCBI's taxonomy places the organism in Eukaryota, Metazoa, Arthropoda, Insecta, Coleoptera, Coccinellidae. The transcript has a single exon. The coding region runs from base 1 to 1407 and encodes 468 amino acids.